This is a messenger RNA of Phyllostomus discolor (pale spear-nosed bat), 2985 nucleotides long. RefSeq names its product copine 8 (gene CPNE8). Lineage: Eukaryota; Metazoa; Chordata; Mammalia; Chiroptera; Phyllostomidae. Gene Ontology annotation, biological process: cellular response to calcium ion. Gene Ontology annotation, cellular component: plasma membrane. Gene Ontology annotation, molecular function: calcium-dependent phospholipid binding. The transcript has 20 exons. The record is from RefSeq and is a predicted model, not a curated record. Bases 492 to 2225 code for a protein of 577 amino acids.
CACCUUCAUGCAGCUCCCAACCUAGGCUAAGAAACUGCUUGACAGUCCCGUCCACACCUGAUUGACAGAAGGGAGUCAAGGCCCAGGAGGCGGGUGUGGGUGUGUAGGGGCGGAGACAAACCCAAACCGCACGCUGAGAGCUUUCCGUCCUAGACAGCCUGGGUCUGGUGCCACCUAUCCCGCCCGGUUCCCCAGUGACUUCGCUGAAGCUCUCAGAGCCAGAAAAGGAUUACGGAGUGUCCGCCGAGGCUACAGACUUCAAGAAGGGGGCAGGGAAGCCAGCGGCCUGGGGCUCCACUUCCUUGGAAGCCUCAGCCACAACCCGGACUGUAACUCACGGCUCCCUCCCUCCGGGGGGGCUCAGGGCUGAGAUCCGCCUCACCACUCCCUCCUCCUACCCACGAGCUGCCUCCGCCUCCUUCCUCUGCCUCCACCCUCAACCCCUAACCUGAUCUGCCUUGAGCUCGGAUCUUCAUCUGCCCGAGCUCUGGAUGUGGGCGCCGGACAAGUCCACGGCGCCUCCACCCAAGAUGGACAGCCGCUACACAAGCACUGCCGGCAUCGGGGACUUGAACCAGUUGAGUGCAGCCAUCCCGGCCACGCGGGUGGAGGUGUCCGUGUCCUGCAGAAAUCUUCUUGACAGAGACACAUUUUCUAAAUCUGAUCCAAUCUGUGUCUUAUACGUACAAGGAAUUGGAAAUAAAGAAUGGAGAGAGUUUGGAAGGACUGAAGUAAUUGAUAAUACAUUAAAUCCGGAUUUUGUAAGAAAAUUUAUUCUGGACUACUUUUUUGAAGAAAAGGAGAACCUUCGUUUUGAUUUGUACGAUGUAGACUCAAAGAGCCCCAACUUGUCCAAACAUGACUUUCUGGGACAAGUGUUUUGUACAUUGGGGGAGAUUGUUGGUUCACAGGGAAGUCGCCUGGAAAAGCCAAUAGUAGGUAUUCCAGGGAAGAAAUGUGGCACUAUCAUACUUACAGCAGAGGAAUUAAACUGUUGCAGGGAUGCUGUUCUGAUGCAAUUUUGUGCUAACAAAUUGGACAAGAAGGACUUCUUUGGAAAAUCAGAUCCUUUUCUUGUAUUUUAUCGAAGUAAUGAAGAUGGCAGUUUUACAAUUUGUCAUAAAACAGAAGUCGUGAAAAACACUCUGAAUCCUGUUUGGCAAGCAUUCAAGAUCUCAGUCAGAGCGUUGUGUAAUGGCGACUAUGACAGAACAAUCAAAGUAGAGGUGUAUGACUGGGACCGAGACGGCAGUCACGAUUUCAUUGGAGAAUUUACAACAAGCUAUAGGGAACUUUCUAGAGGGCAAUCACAAUUCAAUGUAUAUGAGGUGGUGAAUCCCAAAAAGAAAGUAAAAAAGAAAAAAUAUAUCAAUUCAGGAACAGUAACUUUACUCUCUUUUUUGGUAGAAACAGAAGUUUCAUUCCUUGACUAUAUUAAAGGAGGAACACAAAUCAAUUUCACAGUGGCUAUUGACUUUACAGCGUCAAAUGGCAACCCUGCCCAGCCCACCUCUCUGCACUACAUGAACCCUUACCAGCUGAACGCCUAUGGCAUGGCUCUGAAAGCGGUGGGAGAAAUCGUUCAAGAUUAUGACAGUGAUAAAAUGUUCCCAGCUCUAGGUUUUGGUGCAAAACUGCCUCCAGAUGGAAGGAUAUCUCAUGAGUUUGCUUUGAACGGGAACCCUCAAAACCCCUACUGCGAUGGCAUUGAGGGCGUCAUGGAGGCUUACUAUAGGAGUCUGAAGUCGGUACAGCUGUAUGGGCCAACCAACUUUGCUCCUGUAAUCAAUCACGUAGCCAGGUAUGCUUCUUCUGUAAAGGAUGGCUCCCAGUAUUUUGUGCUCCUGAUUGUGACAGAUGGCGUUAUCUCAGAUAUGGCUCAAACAAAGGAGUCUAUAGUGAAUGCUUCAAAACUUCCGAUGUCAAUAAUUAUAGUUGGUGUUGGACCAGCAGAAUUUGAUGCAAUGAUUGAGUUGGAUGGAGAUGAUGUAAGAGUUUCCUCCAGAGGAAAAUAUGCUGAAAGGGACAUUGUGCAGUUUGUGCCUUUCAGAGAUUAUAUCGACAGAAGCGGAAACCACAUACUGAGUAUGGCUAGAUUGGCGAAAGAUGUCCUAGCUGAGAUCCCUGAGCAGUUCCUCUCUUACAUGAGGGCCCGAGGAAUCAAGCCUUUGCCUGCGCCUCCCCCGUACACCCCACCUACACAUGUGUUACAGACUCAAAUAUGACUGUGCUCCGAAACGUUACCGUGAAUGGCAUGUCAGUUCGAACUGCUGAGUCAGGCUUGGUCCUGAUGCUCUGUAACGAACCAGGGAAUGAGGACCUUUCCUCCAUUUGGUCUCAGCAGUACUGGUUAAUAUGCUUUCUGGGAUCCAAAAUUAUUCUCUUCCUAAACCAAAACUGUAAAUAUGGUUGUUGCAUGAGCAACAGAAAAAUUCUCUGAAUGCUUGAAGCAAAAUAUGGAUGUCUUCUCUGAACAUUUACUUUUCUUUUCUUUUUUUUUUUUUGACAGAAACAGCUAGUUUCCAAUGUGUUGUUGGGGAAAAGCACAAACUAUGUUUUUAACUAAAAUAUUGUCCUCGACUGCUGUAUGUAUAGGAAAGCAGUCUUUCUGUAUCAAUGUUUACAUGUUACUACUUUUUAAAUUUCAAUACUUUUAUAACUGUUCUUAAGAAUAAGAGUUUUGCAUAUUGAAUCCUUUGUCUUCUAAACUGCAAUAGCUAUAAUUACAAGAGCAAUAUCUCUUUGAAUGACUGUCUGGACAAAAACAGUUGCAAACAAGGGAAAGGGAAGGUACUUGCAUAUUUCUUCAGCUAGUGAAUUGUCUUACGAAGCUGCAUCUGCUUAGUAAUCAAUUCCUCUGCAUUUGCCAAGUAUGGGAGUUUCAGCUUAGCAGAUGUAUGUCCUGUAAGAACGUGCAUUUUUCAUGGAGCUUGGGUUCUAAAUUUAGACUGCAGUCAAUUUAUGUUCUGUACUGCUAAGUAGAAA